CAAAAUAAAGAUAAAAGGCUAAAGCCUUAAACCCUAAGCCCUACCUCUGCUGCUGCUUUCCUCUUCCAGCCCCAACUAGAUGCUUCCUUUUCACUCUUCGUUUCCUCAGCUUCCCAACCAAACCCAAACCCCUUCUUCCUCUGCUCCAAAUCGUCAACAGAAUUCCAUGCCAAUUCAACCUCAUUUUGGUGGAGGCAAUCCUCAAUUUCCGAUUCCUUUCAGUAAUUCUGGCAACUUCUUGAGCAAUGGCCAUGGAGUUCCCAUGACCAAUGUCCCGCCAUCAAUGGUAACUCAACCUGGUUUCAUGAAUGCUCAGAACCAUCUUCUUCCCUUGCAAAAUAGUAAUCUGGGUAUGCCUUAUUUAGCUUCUUCAGGUCCUAUUCCUCAAAUGGGUCAACCCCAUGUGGGAUUUGGUUCACAGGGUAGUGUAAACAAUAUGAACUCGGUUGGAUCGUUUCCGUUUCGUGGGCAAGUAUGCAAUUUGGCACAGCAAGGCAAUCCAUCUCCAUCUCCUGGGCAAGCAUUUGGGAAUAAUUUAUUGAAUUUACCACAACAGCUCAAUCAGAGUAUGGGUUUGCCGUUUGCGCAAUUAUGUAUGCCGAAUCAGUUUCAGAAUAUUAACCAGUUUUUGCCCAUGCAAAUGUCUAAUCCUUCUCAGUUUGUUCCUCGUAAUAAUGCAUUUGGGUUUCUGAAUCAAGCUUCUCAGGCUACGGUUCCUCAUAAUCCCACCUUUUUAGCAAAUUCACAGUUUGGUAAUGUGCAGUCCAAUCAAGUUGGACAGCAAGAUAACCAGAAUCAGCAUAACUUGCAUCCACCUACGGUGGAUGUGAAUGCGUGGAGACCAUCACAGGUUGGAACUCAGCAAUGGCAAGGGAACUCAUCUACACCGAAUAUACCAAGUUCUAUUCAACCAGAUAAAACUGAUAACUUGCAACCUUCUGCAGUGAAGGGGUCACAGGGAAAUCCUACAAAACUUAAUGGACAUAAUAAUUCAAAUUCCAACUGGAGAAAUCCCCAGGGCAAAAAUUUUACAAGGAAUCCAAAAAGAGGGGUGCAGCGAGGAGGAUUCCAGAAUUCUCAGUUUCAUCAUAUGAAAAAUGGAAAGAAAAAGUUUGGUUUUCCUAACGGACAGAAGGGAAAAGGGCUAAGAAAUGAGAUGGCAGGAAAGGCUGGUAUUGCCAACUCUUCCAACCAAGGCAGGGAACAGAGAAGAUCUCUUUCUUUGUUGUACUCGGAAGAAGAAAUUAAACAGUGGCGUGAAGAGCGCAGGAAACACUACCCAUCAAAAGCCAACCUAGACAAGAAGCUAGCUGCAAAGAUGAUAGGCACAGAAGUCAUUGAGAGAGAGGCACAAAUACGACGAGAGCAACUCAAGGAGAUUCUAGCUAAGCAGGCAGAACUGGGAGUUGAAGUUGCAGAAAUACCAUCUCACUAUCUCUCAGAUUCAAAAAAACAAGGGCAUGGAAGAGAAGAGAGUAGAGGACCAAUGACAAGGAAUGAAAGAUUGCAAAACAAGUUUGAUAAAAGAGGAAGAUAUGAUAAAAAAGACCGGUUUGGAAAGAAGCGAAGAUUACAUAAUGAUGGUUCAUCUGAUGUUCCUUCUUUGAGUCGGAGGAAACCAACACUUUUGCAGAAGCUUCUUGAUACAGAUGUAAGGAGAGAUAAAAGCCGCUUGCUGCAGGUUUUUAGGUUCAUGUCGUUGAAUUCUUUCUUCAAAGAUUGGCCUGGAAAACCUUUGGACUUUCCUUCUGUAAUAGUCAAAGAAUCUGGGUGUGGGGAUAAUGUGGUUGAAGCAACGUCUCCACAUGCAGGAAAGGAUGUCGCUCAAGUUAGUGUUAAUACCAUGGUUGAAAAAGUUGAUGAUAAUGACAAUGACGAUGAUGACGAAUAUGAAGAUGGAGAUAACAGCACUGAUGAGAAUGAAAAUGACGAAGAUAUACAGGAAGAGGGCGAAAUUAUCAACUAGAUUCUCUCUCUCAUAACAUUGUAAUAUAUACUUUACUCUCUCUCUCGUAACAUUGUAAUAUAUACCGUCUUUUCUUGGUAAUUAUGAGAAAGUUGUCAACAGUUUUGAAUUGGAA
Messenger RNA from Ziziphus jujuba (common jujube), 2081 nucleotides. RefSeq lists its product as uncharacterized. Gene Ontology annotation, cellular component: nucleus. Bases 80 to 1966 code for a protein of 628 amino acids. The record is from RefSeq and is a predicted model, not a curated record. Gene Ontology annotation, biological process: box C/D snoRNP assembly. Lineage: Eukaryota; Viridiplantae; Streptophyta; Magnoliopsida; Rosales; Rhamnaceae. Gene Ontology annotation, molecular function: RNA binding. The transcript is spliced from 8 exons.